Molecule: messenger RNA, 7467 nt
Organism: Micropterus salmoides (largemouth bass)
Lineage: Eukaryota; Metazoa; Chordata; Actinopteri; Centrarchiformes; Centrarchidae
Exons: 1
Coding region: 1487-7408 (1973 amino acids)
Biological process (GO): proteolysis; DNA integration
Molecular function (GO): nucleic acid binding; zinc ion binding; aspartic-type endopeptidase activity
Source: RefSeq, a predicted model, not a curated record
UAAUAGUAUACUGGGUUAAAAGAGUUUAUUAUAAGUAAAUUUGAUAUUAAAAGUCAUGGAAUAUUGAUGGUAAAAAUAUGGUGAUGUAUUUUUGUUAAAACUGUUGUAUGUUGCACAUGUUAUUUGAUAAAUAACUAAAAGAUAAUGUUUAGUUAAAAAAACAUGUUAUGACGAGUUAAUGGGUUGUAUAUGCAACUUGUUUAUCUGUGGUAAUUGUGCUGGAGUCUAAGAGUCGGUUUUGAUUGGGUGAUUCGAGUGGGCAUGAGGGGAGUGCAUGAGCAGGUGCGGGAGGGGCGAGGUGGAGUGUGUGAGCGGAGUGAUGGACAGAGACGAGGGAAAAAGAGUUCGGAGAACUGUGUUAGCUUUGCAGACGAAGUAAAGUGAGAAGGCUUAACUAACGUUCAUACCAAGCUGUGGACUAAUUUCGGGAUUGUCUACUCGACAUUCUGUGCUGGGAUUAUGUCUGCUAGUUCGUGGGAAGUCGAAGAAUCCACCGAGGAGUCUUGAUUGACUGUUUCACGGGGUAUGUAAUGCUAGCUAAAUAAAGUAGCACAGUAAGCUACAUAGUACAUUCAUUGGAAAAGUGAACGGACAGUAUAUCUUCAGUUAGCUAGCAAAGCUAAUCAAGUGGACUUAUAAAACGUUUUCAACGAGGAAACGCUGAAGAAAACCAGAUAGCGCUCUGAGCUACCAGGCUGCUCAGAGUUCCUCUGGCCACGUGGGAAAAGGACGCCGAAGGCUCAUCUCUUUUGCUCCUGAGGAGUCUGUCCCCGCUCACGGGAAUCGACGCUUCGCUCCAGUAGACAGUGACUGACGGUAGACCCAUUCACAACAAACUCACAGAAGUGCACCAGUUACCAGGUACUCAUUCCUUUUAUUUCUCUGCUCAUAAACUGAGUGAAACGACCAUUUGGUUUUGGGUCUCAACGUACACGAGCCACGCAUCAGGCCUGCAUCGUUGUUUGAAGUGGUUUUGCCGGCUGUAUGUGUGAGUGUUAUAGUGUGGGCCCACUGAUAUUUGUUGCAGUUAAAGUGCAUUUGUGGUGUGGUAUUAUCUUGUAACAGAACUACUGAAUCACUGCGGAUCUUGUGUGGAUAUUUGAUUUAUUGUAUAUUGCACCAAUUGUUUAUUUUGCAUUUAUUUUAUUUAAUAUUUUUCUAAAUAAUAAGAGACCUUCGUUAAUCAUAUACCAGAGUGGUGUUCGAGUAUUUUAUUUCAAAGCCAGUUAUCAUAUUUGGGUUUCACAUGUUGAUUACAAGGGAAGCUAAGAUAGUUGACGCUGGGUUUCAGUGUUGAUAUUAAGAAACAAUAAUCUAAAAGAACUCAGGGCCCUGCCCAUACAUACUUGGUAGAGGGUAGGAGCGCUACAUAAAAUGGAGGCACCGCUGGGAUUGUCUUAGCUUUCCAGCAAAAUAUAGUGUUGAUUUGAUAGCAAGUAAAAUAAGCCCAUAAAAAAAAAAAAAACAAACAAAGGAAACAGUGAAAAUGGUUGACCAUACUGAGUUAGAGAAAGAACUUGCUAAUUGGAGCCGUGGUGAGGGUUUAGAUAGAGCUCAUGCCCUGUUAGUGGUUCUCCCUGAAGAGGUAGAGAUAGCUCAAAUUGAAGACACUCUCACUACUAUAAAGUGCUUAGGCCGUGUGCGUGUCCGAGGGAGGUUGUUCAAUGCAAGGCUAGGCAAGCUUAUGGUUUUGUGUGAAACUAACGAAGAUUUAAGUACUGCGCCUGUUCCUCCCUAUGUGCAACCCUCUGAGGAAGAAGAGCCUUGGCCCAUAGUCAUUCUUGGAGAGUUUUCUCCUACAGCUGAAGACUUCAGUAGCAAAUUGAAAGGCUUGUUUCAGGCUGAAGGUAGGAGUAUGGAUGAUCUUCAAAGUCUGCUGAACCCCACAGAAUCCAUCUUGAGGGCUGUUGGGGAUUUCUUAGAGAAGGCAACCAAACCUCCAUCUGAGGGUGGAGGUUAUCGACGCCUGCGUACCUUUUCCGGAGUCUCGCCUGUUCCAGUAGGUGAGGAGCAAUUUGACCACUGGAUGGAGCAAGCAUGGCUCAUGGUCAAAGAGAGCGACUGCUCUGACAAAGAAAAGAUAAGAAGGCUGAUGGAAAGUCUCAAAGGGCCUGCUUUAGAAAUAGUUAAAGCGAUGCGAACCACAGAACCUACUGCUAGUCCUGGAGCGUGUUUAGAGGCGCUUGAGAGUGCUUUUGGGACUGCUGAGUCUGGCGAUGAUCUUUACUUUGCUUUCCGCUUGAUGCAGCAGCAGACAGGAGAAAAGUUGUCUGAUUUCCUCCGACGUCUGGAGCGGUCUUUGGUUAAAGUUGUCCAGAGAGGGGGCCUUCCUUCUAGCAACAUGGGCAGGGCCCGUGUAGAACAGCUGCUGAGGGGCGCCAUUGCAUCUGACUUGAUGUUGAUACAGCUUCGCCUAAGGGAAAGAAAAACAACACCACCUACCUUUCUACAGCUCCUGAGUGAAAUCAGGGCAGAGGAAGAGUAUGAGGCUUCCCGGAAAAAGCUCAACAAUACAGUGCAUCAAGUGUGUGCAAAACAGGAAGGUGAUAGCAAACAUGCUGAAAUACAGAGCCUUAAAGCUGAGAUCAAAGAACUCAAAUCCAUGGUCACAGCAGUAGUGACAAAGUCGGUUCUUUCUAAAGAAGAGUACUCUGAGCCUGCUAGUGCCUCACCCAGCAUUGACGGUAAAGACCCCGAGCUAACAGCUUUAAAGAAACAAGUCAAACGACUGCAGCAGAAGCUCACCAAUAAGGUGCGUGAACCAGAUGUUUCGCCCAAUCCAGCGACAGUCUCUGCCAUGGAGGUUUCAAAGCCAGUGUCUAGUUUCCCCAGGAGAACAUCCAAAGUUGCAGAAGAGAACUUUUGUUAUCGUUGUGGGGAUAAUGGGCAUUAUGCUGGUAAAUGCAAAAACCCAGAGAACCAAAGUAAAGUAAUUAAGAGGCUAAUCCAAGCACUUAAGAUGUCUAAGGAGGAGCAGCAGUCCAGCAAUGCCAAAUACACAGAGGUCAACUGCAGUGUGAAGGAAGGUUCUGUAAUCACACAACCAACAGUUAGCUUGCCAGAAGGAUUGGUUGGCCCCCCAAGCAUUGUGCCAUUGAAAGUCGAUGGGCAGCCCUGUGAUGCAUUGUUUGAUAGUGGCUCCCAGGUGACAAUUAUUUUUGAGUCUUGGUAUCAGAAGCAUUUGCCAGAUGUGCCACUGCAGCCAGUGUCUGGGCUUGCCCUCUGGGGUUUAACUGAGUCUAAUAUGAGCUACCCUUACCGUGGGUAUGUUGUGGUGGAUCUUGAAUACCCUGCUGAAGUAACAGGUAUCAGCCAGACCCGGACAGUCCUUGCACUAAUCUGCCCCAGUCCCAGAACUCCAGGCCAGGCCCCAGUCAUUGUUGGGACCAAUACCAGUCAUGUCCGACGUAUGGUCGAGCAAUGCACAGCCAAAGGCAUUGACCUCACUUCCACUUUUGGUAUUCAAGCCUGUUUUGGAGAAAAUAAGUCAUCUCAGAGUGGGGCUGCUUCUGACCCCGACAGUGAAGAAGAAGUAGGGUUUGUUAGCUGGCAAGGUCCAGGUCCCCUGACCAUACCCCCUGGCGGUGACUUUGAAGCGGUCUGUCAUGUUGAGUUUAAACACCAGGUUGAGAAUGAGAUCCUGAUGGUUGACUCAUCACUGACUGCUCCGCUCCCGGCUGGUGUGUUCCUUCAGCCCAUGGUCAUUCCUGGGGAUGCAGUGAAUGUCAGCAGUUUCAGGAUUUUGGUCCAAAACCAGUCACUCAAACAGACUGUUAUUCCUAUGGGAACAGUUUUGGGAAACAUGUAUACAGUUGAGUCUGUCACCACUAUUCCCGCUAAACAACCAGUGUCAUCAGAGUUUGAUAAAAGUGUCAUCAACUUUGGGGAUUCCCCAGUGUCCGAGCAAUGGAGGGAGCGACUGCGUCAGAAGCUGUCCGAGAGAUCCCAUGUCUUCUCCGUGCACGAAUGGGACGUAGGAUUAGCAAAGGGAGUAGAACACACCAUCCGCCUGUCGGAUGCACGGCCCUUCCGAGAGCGGUCUCGGCGCCUUGCUCCAGGAGACAUUGAGGAUGUCAGAAAGCACUUGCAAGAGCUCCUGCGGGCGGGGAUCAUAAAAGAGUCCCGGAGUCCAUACGCGUCCCCUAUAGUGAUCGUGCGAAAGAAAAAUGGAACUAUUCGGAUGUGUAUCGAUUAUCGUUUCCUCAAUAGUCGAACAAUUCCUGACCAAUACACAACACCAUGUAUCGAUGACGCACUUGACUCCUUGUCAGGAAGUAAGUGGUUCUCAGUCCUGGAUCUGAGGAGCGGCUAUUACCAAAUAGCCAUGGCCGAUGAGGACAAAGAAAAGACGGCAUUCAUCUGCCCACUCGGCUUCUAUCAGUUCGAGAGGAUGCCGCAAGGGAUCACUGGAGCGCCUGCAACAUUCCAAAGACUAAUGGAAAAGGCUGUCGGUGACAUGCACCUGCUGCAGGUCCUGGUCUACUUGGAUGACCUAAUAGUCUUUGGAAGGUCAUUGGAAGAGCAUGAAGAGAGACUUCUCAAAGUCCUUGAUCGCCUCGGAGAAGUGGGGCUCAAAGUUUCCCUUGACAAAUGCCAGUUCUGUUUGCCCAAGGUAAAAUACCUGGGACACAUUGUUUCGGCAGAUGGUGUUUCCCCUGACCCCUCAAAGAUCGAGGCAGUCACCAGUUGGCCUCAGCCUAUGGACCUGAAAGGCCUGCAGUCUUUCUUGGGCUUUUGCGGCUAUUACAGGCGUUUCAUUGCCAACUAUUCUGCCAUUGUAAGACCUCUGACUGAGCUUACUAAGGGAUAUGGUCCAACUCAGAAGAGUAAGAAGCAUGUCAAAGAUCAAAACAAGUCCUAUUUGGCCGUUUCUGAGCCUUUUGGUGCGAGGUGGGAUCAGUCCUGCACCGAUGCAUUUCGCCAGAUAAUAUGCUGUCUGACUCAUGCACCCGUCCUGGCGUUUGCUGACCCCCACAAACCCUACAUUCUACAUGUAGAUGCCAGUUUAAAGGGACUUGGUGCAGUCCUUUAUCAGGACUAUCCUGAAGGCCUUCGUCCUGUUGCAUUUGCAAGCAGAAAAUUGAGUCCGCCGGAGAGGAACUAUCCGAUUCAUCAGCUGGAGUUUCUUUCCCUGAAAUGGGCAGUUGUUGACAAGUUCAACGAUUAUCUGUAUGGAGCCAAGUUCACAGUACGUACAGAUAACAACCCGCUCACCUACGUGCUCACCACAGCUAAGCUCAAUGCUGUGGGACACCGGUGGCUGGCAGCCUUGUCCACAUACAAUUUUGAUAUCCAGUACCGCCCAGGCAGACACAAUAUAGAUGCAGACUUGCUCUCAAGAAACAUGCCGUUUGAACAUGAACAGAAUGCAGAGGAAUGGGAGACCAUUUCACAGACAGGAGUGAAGUCUAUAUGCCAACAAGUCCACAUCGCAAGCUCCUACAAAAGCGAUCAGAGGUGUGUAGAUCAGUUGGGAGCCUCUCCUAAGUGUGUCCCUGACAUCUAUGCUUUCCCAACACAUGUGGAGCUGAAUUCGUUGGGGCAGAUGACAAAACAGGAGCUGGUGAUGGCUCAAAAGAACGACGCAGUGAUUGGACCAACUAUCCAGGCAGUGAACCAUGGCAGCUGGCCAACAGAUACCAGUCCAGAGUUGUCUUGCAUGAAACGAGAACUUGGGAAGUUGAUCAUGAAAGACAAUCUGCUGCAUCGUUUGGUUAAGCGUCCUUCUGGUGAGGAGGUAAGUCAGCUCGUCUUGCCAAGUGAGUUCCGUGCAGUAGUUUUGAAGUCCCUACAUGAUGACCUUGGUCACCUCGGAAUUGAAAGGACUACUGACCUCUUGAGGAGCCGUUUCUUCUGGCCUAAAAUGUCAGUUGAGGCGGAGGAGUAUGUAAAAAACUGUGGCAAGUGCAUUACUCGCAAGGCUCCUUGUACAAGAGCAGCUCCAUUACACCAGAUUAGAAGCAGUGGGCCUAUGGAUCUAGUGUGCAUUGAUUUCCUUUCGAUGGAACCAGAUUCUAAGGGGAUUAGUAAUGUGUUAGUGAUCACUGAUCAUUUCACACGCUAUGCACAGGCUUUCCCAACCAGAAAUCAGAAAGCGCAGACUGUAGCCAAGAUUCUGGUGGAUAAAUAUUUUAUCCACUAUGGUCUGCCUGCUAGGAUCCAUUCGGAUCAGGGAAGGGACUUUGAAAGUCGAUUGAUCAGAGAGCUCUUGAUGGUGAUGGGAAUACGGAAAUCACGGACUACACCGUAUCAUCCGCAAGGCGAUCCACAACCGGAGAGGUUCAAUAGGACCUUACUGUCCAUGCUAGGUACUCUCAGCCAGGAGAAGAAGUCUCAAUGGAGCCAGCAUUUGGGAUAUUUGGUUCAUGCCUACAACAGUACAAAGUGUGAUGCUACAGGUUAUUCACCAUAUUUCCUUCUGUUUGGUAGAGAAGCCAGACUCCCGGUUGAUUUGUGUUUUGGAACUUCUCCUGAUGGCCAAGAUGAUGUUUGCCAUGCACGUUAUGUGGCAAAGUUGAAGGAAGACCUGCAGAGAGCUUACCAGCUUGCCUCUGAAGCCUCUGACAAAACUCAUUUGAGAAACAAAAGGUCAUAUGACAAGAGGGUCAUAUGCCAGCUUUUGGACAUAGGUGACAGAGUCCUUCUAAAAAACUUGGGGCUGAAAGGAAAGCACAAACUUGAGAACCGGUGGAGCCCUGUCCCCUAUGUGGUAGUGGGAAAAAUGCCAAACCUACCAGUGUACAAGUUAAAGCCAGAAGCUGGGACAGGAGGUGUAAAAACACUCCACAGAGAUCAUAUCCUUCCCAUUGGACAGCAUGUGAGGAUGCCUGAGGUGGAAGAUGAGGAUGGCUCAUCGGUUAGGGUAAAGACCAGAAGUGGAACCCGCAUGAGGCAAGAGAAAGUUUCGCUUGAGAACCAAGAAGUCUUCCAAGAGUUACAGGAUUUCUCUGACUCAUCCUCUGAUCUGGAGUAUUAUGUACCUCAGAGAUCACCGAAACCCUACCAUGCUUACCUGAAGCAGUUUCCGCAAGGCACCAAAAACAGAACAAGGUGUUCACAAGUCACUCAAGAGGAUCCAGAGAAUGUUCAGGAGUCAGAGGAAAGCCUCGCUGAGGAAAGUUCAGCGGAAGAGAAGAGUGCUAAUGAACCAGUUCGGUUUGUGGACAAACACCAACCUGAUCAGAAUGCAAUUCCUGAAGAUGAAACUGAUCCUGACUUAGAGUCUGAACAGGAGGCAUACCCUGUCAGUAUAAGAUGUAGGGAUAAGAAAGGUCCCAGAUCUGAUACCCGUUCUAAGAGAACUGUAAAACCAGUCCUAAGGCUAACUUAUGACGAGCCUGGUAAAAGUAAAGAUCAACCUCUUACCAUAGUACACAGAGGUGUUGUUAUUAAGAUAGGAAAAAGCUAAAGUGUGCAAAGCCAUGAUACACCCUUCCUAUUGAGUUAAGUGUUCAGUUCAUUGGUCUG